AUGUCCAGUGAUGGGACCCACCCCGCCGGCUCUCCCUUGACGCCACUUCCGGGGCGGCCCGGGCGGGCCCGCGUGAGGGCCGCCGCCCGGAGCAGCUCGAACUCCUGGCGGUGCUUCUUCGCUGCCGGCCACGUCCCCGCUCUGGGCCGCGGCCCCUCCCCGCCGUCCGAAGGCCGCCGGGCCGCACAGGCCUGUCGCGCCCAGAUAUGUCUGAUCCCGGAGGGGAGCGCCUGCUCGUGUCCCACCUGUGCCACAAAGCAUGCCAUGGCCUGGGGGUGCCCCCCGGAGCUGCUUUCGCCACCUGCCAAGCCAGACCGCACACGGUGCCAAGCUCCCAGCACUCCAAGGGGGAAGAUGGCCCAGCCUGGAACACGCCCUGAGCAGCUGCCCCUGGUGGGUGUCCGAGGCCCUGAGGCCCGUUCUCUCCUGUCCGACCCCUCAGCCAAGCAGCAAGGAAUCAUGAGCGGCCUGAGAAGCCAGCGGCAGGUGGCCACCAGGACGGCUCAGCCUCACUCCCGGCUCGCCCACAAGAUGUGGCCAGUCUUCGUGCUUGUCUGGGUCUCCUGCUUGGCCUUCUCUGACUGCCAGGCAGCAUCAAAUUCUUCAGGGCACUUGGUCCCUAACAACACAUGGAGUCCUUCUGUCAGGAAUGGCACUUCAAGGGAAAUGGUUACCGGGCUGGCUGGGAAUAAAACGCCUGAGAGAACAUCCGUGCUGAUACCGUCCACCGUCACGUUAACCACAGGGACUCGGGCAGCCAACCCCAACUCUACUGAAAUCACAGCAGAGACAGUGAACAGGACAGAGGUGGCUGUGACUGACCUCACGGCCUCCAGAACCUCUGCAGGGCCCGCGUCGUCCGUCCCCACAUCUGCCUCACGAACUCUGCCCACGGCGGCCUCCAGGCAUCCAUCUCCCAGCAUGCCCUACGCACACAUGCCAGGGAGCAGCACGGUGCCAGGGAGCGGCAUGGUGCCAGGAACAGCAGCGGCGACAAGGGCAGCCCCUAGGGCUGAGACUGUGGCUACAACCACACCAAGUGCACACAGCAUGCCCAGCCCGCCCCGGACCACAGCGGGUAACUCCACAGCACACCUCACGCCCACAAGCUCCCAGGUCCCUAACACAACUGCACAAGGUCCCACCCCCCAGGCACCUACGGACCAGCCUGUGGUCAAUACGACAACUAGGACCAUACCUGUCCUCUCAGACACAACCUCCACGUCCACCUCCAUCCCCUCUGUGGCUUCAGUGUCCGUGACACAGGCAGCCACAACUAAGGCACAAGCAAAGGAGCCAACUGCCAGCCCAGCACCAGUGCCUCACGCCAGCCCAGCCCCCACAGUGGUGGCCACAUCCCCCACAACACAGGCACAGCCAGACCUUACACUGUCUGCCCAGGCGGCCACGGGGUGGGUGGGGACGGAAGCCAUACCGAGUACUAUUCCUGCUGGGUCCACUCUCGGGAGCUCAGCAGAUACCAAGAGGCCAGCCACAGACCUGCAUCAGCUCAGCACCCAAGGCCAGGACCUGGUGGUCACCGCCGGGCCCCCGGCCCCGUCCCUGAGCUUCCUCCUGGCGCUGCUUGUCCUCGGGGUGACUCUCUUCAUCACCGUCCUGGUUUUGUUUGCCUUGCAAGCCUACGAGAGCUACAAGAAGAAGGACUACACGCAGGUGGACUACUUAAUCAACGGAAUGUACGCAGACUCCGAAAUGUGA
Molecule: messenger RNA, 1719 nt
Organism: Orycteropus afer afer
Lineage: Eukaryota; Metazoa; Chordata; Mammalia; Tubulidentata; Orycteropodidae
Gene: CUNH11orf24
Product: chromosome unknown C11orf24 homolog
Exons: 4
Coding region: 1-1719 (572 amino acids)
Source: RefSeq, a predicted model, not a curated record